GUAGUCGUCUGGAGUGCUUGGCAGUGUACGGUUGUGUGUUGAGUGGCAUUCCGGAAGCGCCGGGUUCGGACCACCGGAAACCGUCCAGUAUAGGGCAGACGGAGCGAUCGGGGGUGACGGAUCUCGCCAUGGAUAGUGGUUCGAUUUAAGGCCGUGUAGUCGUGGCUCUAUAAAAGUGGUAAUAAAAUUCAACGCUCACAAACCCCAAGGAAGAGUGUUUUGGUGCGUUUACAAAUCCGCUUCUCGUGUGUCUCGUGUGUCGGUCGUCGUCCAGUUCGGGCAUCGCAAAUCUCGUUUUGCUCCACGUGCGUUUUUAUGGGUCAUAUCAACUGUUUUAACCUCUCCGAAAUCUCUUAAGACCCUCGGGCCACCUUGGACGACACGACCCGCAGUGAGGGGGAAAGCCAAGAAGUGCACCAGCAUUUCCGAUCCGUGCUCGGAGUGAUUGAUGAGUUUUCAACUUCUGUACCAUAAGGCGUCAAAUUGUGCGGAACAAACUCUCCAUCGCGAAAAGGCCUUCGCCACCAGGCCGCAAAAGGCUUGCCGGAACAAGCGUUUCGCGCAAAACACCGACGCCACCCGUGUGCUCCGAGUUAUGGCUGUAAUGGAUUAUUCACGCUUCACGUAGGACGUCUCCAUCCCGGGUCGACUUAUGAAAAUAAAACAGAAUCGCUGUUUGUGGCGUCGGCUCAGUGUGUUGUUUUUAUUUGUCAGCCGUCUAACAGCUUGAGUGCACGGAUCGGAACGCUCGGGAAAGUGUAAGAUCUUUCGGUGAAAGGUGAAAGUGUGUGUGUGUAAGUGUGUGGCCCCGGUGAGUGAGUGAGCCGAAGCCCUGGCCGGGCCGGGAAGGAAAAGUUGGCAGAUGGAGUGUCAUAAAUUAAAGUUAGCUUCACCGUGUGAGUUAUAUUCCGGUGACUCUUAUUUCGGUGAGAUAUGGCGUAUGUGUGUUAAAUCAUGAUGUGAUCGUCGACACACCGUACCACACGCAGAGUGUCAGGGUUGAAACGAAUAAAAUAAUAAAAAAGGGCCAACCGCACCGUGCAACGAUGUAAUAAUGCCACUCACUUGGUGGUUGAAAAAUUGCUAUUGAAACAGGUGCUCCUACAUCCUCAACGCGCCGCUUGUGAUGAGUUUUGAUAAGUGGUUGGCGGUUGGUUUUAUGUACCGUGCCGUGUGAGUGUGACGGGAACGUGUGUCAGCCGUGCGUGGGUUGGAGAACAUGUCAGUGAGCGGAAUAAUAGGAGCGUACAUAUGAUCAAUAGCAAAAUGCUGCACAUUAUCAUUGGAUUUAUAGUGAUUGUUCAACGUGCUGCUGGAGAUGAUUUAGGGCUUCUUUCCAGCACUCUGCGUGCGUUUCGUACCAUUUGCUGUGACGACGAGCUGCUGAGCUUGUCGUGCCCGAUCGGUACCAGCAUUUCGGUGGAACUUGUCCAAUAUGGUGCCAAAGAAAGCAACGAAACGGUUCAAUGCGCGUAUAGUGAAGUGGACAGUUCCUAUUACCCUCCCGAGCCCACCUCGCCCGCCCUCAGCACGAUUGAUUUCUCGGUAGCCGGUGCCCAAGUUAACGCUACGGCAAAUACACCCACGGCACCGACGCUGCUGAGCACCGAGCUGGCCACGAACGAUACGCUUGCCUCGGUCGAGCGUCCAAAAGACAAAUGCACUCCCCUUUAUGUGCUGCAGUACUCCAUCCUGCAGACCGUCGUCGAAGCGUGUCAGAAGAAACGACGCUGCCGGAUACAGGCCACGCCGAAGAACUUCGCCACAGCACCGUGCCCCGGCAUUCAUCGCAUGGUGGAGGUUAAUCACAAAUGUCGCCCAUUCGAGUUUCGGAGCCUGAUAUCGUGCGAAAAGGACAUCGUCCGGUUGACGUGUGGUCAAUACACCCGUAUAGCGAUCUACAGUGCCACCUACGGCCGAACUGCGUACGAAAGCUCGCACUGUUCGCAGACGGCCGCCUCCAAGGAACAGACAUGUCUUUCGGAGCACACGAGUCACACGCUCACCGAAAUCUGCCAAGGCCGCCGAAAGUGCACAGUUGCGGUAGAAAGUUCCACAUUCGGCAACCCUUGUCCGGACAACAUCAGGGUCUACCUGAAAGUAAUCUACGCCUGUGUUUCGAGGAAUGUGUUCCGAGAACGGUACAUCACACCGCUCGAGGAUGACGAACUGGACGAGCGUCCGUACGAAUCGAACGAGCUGUACGACGAGGAACUGACGCCGGCCCCGAACCAGAUCGAGGGUUCGGCCGUCGGCAAGGGUGGCGGUACCAACCACAACAAGUACGCCGGCAGCGGCGAGUCAGCGGUCAAGGCGGAAAAUAUAGUCACAUUCAACAAAGACGCCGGUGACAGUGCCAGCGCCGGGGACCAUUCGUCCCUGCUCGAUGAUGGAAACCUGCUGAUCGUCGGUGUCGCGGUACUGUUCUUCUGCUUUGUCUGCGUGUCGUUCGGGGCACUGCUCGCAUACAAGAUGAAGCUGUUCCAGUCAACCAAUAAUCGGUGCAUCAAGGCUUCCGAGUCAAGCGACAGCCAUUCGACACCGUCCAGCUACCGGGCACCGAGCGAGGACUUCGAUCUGGUUGAAUGCAUGCCGGACACGAACGCCAUAACGGAGAAGCUGACCGAGCAAUCGUCGUUACCACCGCCACCACCGACCCAAACGUUUGUGCAACCGGUUGCCGCAUCCGGGCCGGUUACGGGCACCAUCCUGCCUGCAUUCAAGUUCGCCCAGGAGCCGCGCGGAAGCCUGUCACAAAUAUCGACCACCAUGUUCAUCCUGCCGAACUACCUAAUGGCGGGCCCACUGCCCGGCACCCUCUCCAGCGUCCGGCGCGGGCCCAAGGACGCUGGCUCACCGUUACCACCGGGUGACAAUCUCACCAUCACACUCGCCACCGACAUCCCGAGCAGCAGCGGCUCGAACGCCGUCACGAGUCGGGUGGAGUCGCCCAGCCCUGCGUACUAUUCGCAACAUCUGCACCAGCAACAGCAGCACGUACCGUACGGUGUGAGCGCGUCCUGCGGCCAAUGUACCGCACUCGGCUGGCAACCUUCGGCCGGUGGCCCGGCACCACUCUACGGUGGAAAGCUGCCAGUGGCAGUGGAAAAUCCGGCCACGAGCAAACCGUCACACCCGUAUCAUCGCAAUCAAUCAUUAAAAGCGUCUGGCGGCGAACUGCUGGAAGGGUGCAGUUCGGGGGAUGGGGCCGGUGCGGGCGAGUGCGGUGGGAUGGUGGGGACGGGCGGGACGAACGCCACCCUCGCACAGUCGCAUCCUUUUUUAUGGCUGGGCUUGAAAAUCGGGCUGAUGUAAAGCUGUAGGGUAAAGCUGUCAAGAUCGACCUGUGCGAUAGUUUAUCGUGCAGCGUUUUAAACCUUUUAUUGGUGUGGGGUUUCCUCCAAACCUGUGUGUGAGUAUGUGUGUGGCACACGCUCCCCGUUUCAGUUUCAGUUUCAUCAUCUUUUCCAACCCCCCGUUUUCCGGUCCGCUUCCCACUUCCCUCCUACCCCUUUCCCCUUCAAAUGUAUAUACUUUCGGCAAACAUUCGGCUUACAGAAGCGCGGUUUCUCACCCACCCGAGGCCCACCCAUCCUCUCCCCCUUCUACAAACAAACAGCCAGCUUGACAGCUUUACCCGUUGCGUCCGUAACAACUUUAUCGGCGAUUUGUCGCAAUGAAACCGUAACGAAGCCGAAGGAUCGAAUCUUACGGUUACGGCAGCAAAGUCCUUCUAGGCCGCCGGGCUCCAGACAGCCCAGUGGCAAUGGCGGAAGACAAACACAACCAAAACCAAAUAACGUAACACUAGCGACAUAGUAACAAAUUGUGAAUUUUACCGUGGCUUGUACAAAUGGCUCCAGCUCUAGGGGUGUUAUGUUUUUUAGAUUGUGAGAAAAACGCGUUGUGAAAAACAGUCUGUUCAGCUGAGAUGAACCGACGAACGUUCCGAAGCUCCAUCCAAAACUCGAGCUCUUCGAAAUUGGAAAUUGGAAACCAGCUGAUGUACCGCGAUUAUCGCAGCAUAAUCCGCUCUUGUUCUAUUAUAUAGAACCGGCAGAGUACAGGAUGCUGUAAAGUUUCGGGUUAGGUAAUGCAUUCCCCGUUUUGUUGUUUAAUUUCGCGGUAAAGCAAUAACGUGAGCGAUAGAGACUCGAGCACCUCUGUUCGGUUGUGUAAUAAACAUCCUUCUUCUUUUUCUGGGUUAUUCUUACCACUACUGCUGCCAAGGUGAGAUCGUAAAUGUAAAGACAAAUGUGCACAGAUAAUGUAAAUAUACAAUUUAAAUCACUGUUCAACUAAA
This is a messenger RNA of Anopheles stephensi (Asian malaria mosquito), 4303 nucleotides long. RefSeq lists its product as uncharacterized. Bases 1252 to 3315 code for a protein of 687 amino acids. The record is from RefSeq and is a predicted model, not a curated record. The transcript is spliced from 9 exons. NCBI's taxonomy places the organism in Eukaryota, Metazoa, Arthropoda, Insecta, Diptera, Culicidae. Gene Ontology annotation, molecular function: carbohydrate binding.